Molecule: messenger RNA, 3230 nt
Organism: Cercocebus atys (sooty mangabey)
Lineage: Eukaryota; Metazoa; Chordata; Mammalia; Primates; Cercopithecidae
Product: amyloid beta A4 precursor protein-binding family B member 1-interacting protein
Exons: 13
Coding region: 945-2837 (630 amino acids)
Biological process (GO): signal transduction
Cellular component (GO): cytosol; plasma membrane
Source: RefSeq, a predicted model, not a curated record
UGGGCAACAGAGUGAGACUCCGUCUCAAAAAAAAAAAAAGAAAGAAAGAAAGAAAAGAAAAAGAAAGAGGCGCUUGGGUUGGAGAUGUGCUUUGGGGGUUGGCAGCAUAUGUAUGGUAUUUAAAGUCCUAAGAGCACCUAGGGAGUGGGUGUAGACCAAGGCUGAAGAGAAAGUGGUCAGGAAGGAUGAGGAGGAACCCACGGAGAAGCCUGGAAGGAGAAGCUGAUGAGGUAGAUAGGGAUGGAACCAGAAUCUCUGGGGCCUGAAUCUUACACAAUUUUGGGAGGCUUCCUUUUAAAAAGAAGGGAUUUUUUUAACCUUGGGAUGGGAGAUGAGGUUUCCCUUUAAAAAAUACAAAAUUAUCAAUGAAAAAUUAAGGACAAGAGGGAAUAUUUAUUUAGAGCCAGAAAGGAAAUCACAAUGAAUUGCCAAUUUUUAUAUAACAAACCUGCACAUGUACCCCUGAACCUAAAAUAAUUUUUUAAAUAAAAUAAAGAAAAAUAUUUAAAAUCAUGGCUAGGGUAGGAGACAGCGAUAAUUUAUAAAGCGUAUUUGUUAUUAAUCACUAGAGAUCACUGAACCCAAAAAGACUUUACUGUGAUACUUUACUGUGAAAAAAUAGUUUUCACUGCCUAAAAUGAAACUCUUUAUUUUCCAGUAUUAUUAAAAUAUGCAGACAUUUGAAAAAAAACACUCAAAAUAAAAAUUGACAAAUAACCAUAAACAUCUAAAAAGCAACAUUGCAAUCUUUAUGAUGAUUAAAUAACUUGCUGAUGUGUUUUUCCUAUACUUUUGGUUGCAUAUUCUUUUAUCUUCUCUUCCUAUAGGGCAUACAAUUUUCUGUAGGUGAUAGAUGAUUUGGUGUUUCCUCCAGCAUGGCUGUUCAAACUUAAUUUUUAGGACUGAGAGUUGAGAAGAAGUUGACUUCCGUUUGACAGCUCUAGAUGAUGGGUGAGUCAAGUGAAGACAUAGACCAAAUGUUCAGCACUUUGCUGGGAGAGAUGGAUCUUCUGACUCAGAGUUUAGGAGUUGACACUCUCCCUCCUCCUGACCCUAACCCACCCAGAGCUGAAUUUAACUACAGUGUGGGGUUUAAAGAUUUAAAUGAGUCCUUAAAUGCACUGGAAGACCAAGACUUAGAGGCUCUCAUGGCAGAUCUGGUAGCAGACAUCAGUGAAGCUGAGCAGAGGACAAUCCAGGCACAGAAAGAGUCCUCGCAGAAUCAACAUCAUUCAGCAUCUCUACAGGCAUCAGAUUUUAGUGGUGCAGCCCCUCUUGGCCAUGGAACAAAUGUUGCUGCCACUGGUAUCAGCCAAUAUGAGGAUGACUUACCACCUCCACCAGCUGAUCCUGUGUUAGACCUUCCACUGCCGCCACCACCUCCUGAACCUCUCUCUCAGGAAGAGGAAGAAGCCCAAGCCAAGGCUGAUAAAAUUAAGCUGGCGCUGGAAAAACUGAAGGAGGCCAAGGUUAAGAAGCUGGUCGUCAAGGUGCACAUGGACGACAACAGCACAAAGUCACUGAUGGUGGAUGAGCGGCAGCUAGCCCGAGAUGUUCUGGACAACCUUUUCGAGAAAACUCAUUGUGACUGCAAUGUAGACUGGUGUCUUUAUGAAAUCUACCCGGAACUACAAAUUGAGAGGUUUUUCGAAGACCAUGAAAAUGUUGUUGAAGUCUUAUCAGACUGGACAAGAGACACAGAAAAUAAAGUACUAUUUUUGCAGAAAGAGGAGAAAUAUGCUGUAUUUAAAAAUCCCCAGAAUUUCUACUUGGAUAACAGAGGAAAAAAAGAAAGCAAGGAAACCAAUGAGAAAAUGAAUGCUAAGAACAAGGAAUCCUUACUCGAGGAAAGUUUCUGUGGAACAUCUAUCAUUGUACCAGAACUGGAAGGAGCUCUUUAUUUGAAAGAAGAUGGAAAGAAAUCCUGGAAAAGGCGCUAUUUUCUUUUACGGGCUUCUGGAAUUUAUUAUGUACCCAAAGGGAAGACUAAGACAUCUCGAGAUCUGGCAUGUUUUAUACAGUUCGAAAAUGUCAACAUUUACUAUGGGACUCAGCAUAAAAUGAAAUAUAAAGCGCCCACUGACUACUGCUUUGUUUUAAAGUAUGGGAAGACUCUCUAUGAUAACUACCAGCGGGCAGUGGCAAAGGCUGGACUUGCCUCUCGGUGGACAAACUUGGGGACAGUCAAUGCAGCUGCACCAGCUCAGCCAUCUACAGGACCUAUAAAUGGCACCGCCCAGCCCAAUGGACAGAUGCCCCAGGCUGCACAUUCUGUCAGUGCUGUUCUGCAAGAGGCCCGGCGACAUGCUGAAACGUCAAAGGAUAAGAAGCCAGCCCUCGGGAACCACCACGACCCGGCAGCGCCCCGGGCCCCGCACGCCCCCAAGUCCAGCCUGCCCCCGCCACCUCCGGUGCGGAGGUCCUCGGACACCAGCGGCAGCCCCGCCACGCCCCCCAAGGCCAAGGGCACAGGCGGCGGGGGCUUCCCCGCCCCACCCGACGACUUCCUGCCGCCGCCGCCACCGCCGCCGCCCCUGGAAGACCCUGAGCUCCCGCCGCCCCCCGCGGAGUUCUUGGAGCCGCCCCCGGACUUCGUGCCCCCGCCCCCGCCGUCGUGUGCAGGGAACGCGGGCUCGGAGCUGCCCCCGCCGCCGCCGCCGCCGCCCGCGCCCGCCCCCGACUCCGCCAGGCCGUCUCCCGCGGUGGCCAAGAGGCCUCCUAUGCCCCCCAAGAGGCACGAGAACCCAGGGACCCCCAGCGGGGCAGGAGGAGGGGAGCAAGAUUUCAUGUCAGACCUCAUGAAAGCUUUGCAAAAGAAGAGAGGUAACGUGUCCUAGGGAGGGGCAUGGUGAGUGUGCCAGAGGGAGAAGCACCGCUGACCCGGAGCGCAGGUUUUGCUAGUAGAUUACCCUGACAUUUUGUUCAUUUCAGAUAAAAUGUGAUGGGAAACUUCUCACUGUUGUGCUCAAGUGCAGCCAUAAACAUUAACCCAAUAGAGUUCAGAAUAUCUGCCCAAAUGUACAUAUUGCUCCUAUGUAUUUUCACCUAAACAGAAUGUACCUUCCCUUCCAGGUUACCUAAAGUGCUGUUUUAGGUUCAUUUAUUUUACUAUGUUAAGAAGCAUCAUAUGAAUAAAAGUUAAACGUUUUUCCUGAAGAUGGUAUUUCUAGAAAGAUUAUUGGGUCCUUCUAUCUUGAAAUCAACACUAUAAUUAAAAAUAGCUUUCAACA